Messenger RNA from Pocillopora verrucosa, 8069 nucleotides. Its product is annotated as multiple PDZ domain protein. Lineage: Eukaryota; Metazoa; Cnidaria; Anthozoa; Scleractinia; Pocilloporidae. Gene Ontology annotation, molecular function: protein binding. The record is from RefSeq and is a predicted model, not a curated record.
ACGCGACAAAUUCCAAAAUUAUCCAACAAUCGUUGGUUAUUCACACUUGUUAUUCAGUGGUCUAGACACAGAAGCUUGAUGAGAUCGUUUUGUUAUAAUCCAUGACUCGUGAAUGCGGAGGAAAAGAGCUUUUAAAGUUUAGAGAACGCUGGGAUUUGUCGCUGUUUUAGAGGAAAAUUGCAAGUUAUAUUCGACCCACCAUGCCGAUUUUAGCAGAUACAUCUCGUGCUGCAGAAAUUUUAGAUGGUCUUCAACAGAAGCUCAAGUCUCAAGGAGACACAGAGAACGAUGAAGAACUUGAAAGGAUCAAACAGAUGCUCGAAAGCCCUCUGUUUAGACAACUUUUGAUGAUUCAGCAGUCAGUGAAAGAACUGAACAGGAAACUUACACAUUCACCACCAGAUUCAGUAAAGGAUUUUGACUUCUCUCCCACAGGAGAGCUUGUAUUUCCACACCAUUCUGUAUCAGACAGCGAAGAGGUGGCAGUUACAAAUGCACCACCUUCUACAGCAGGCGUGUUCAAUCAAGAACCCAAUCACUAUGAAUCAGUCACAAUGGAUGAUCAUUCAGAGGAUUGGCUGAAUGCAUCAUCAUCAUACCAUUAUACAUCCACUGACCCUGCCGUUGAAGCAGACUAUGAUUUAACCAUUGACAAUCGAGAUCAAGUCAUGGCAGAGCUUAAGAAGUCCAAAUUUGCCAAUAGUGAAGACUUUCAAAAAGGGAUAGAAACGCUGGCACAGGGUCGAGAAAUUGAAACAGUGAAGUUGAUGAAACCAGAUCAAGGUGGUUUGGGUUUCAGUGUUGUGGGACUGAAGAGUGAAAAUCGAGGAGAGUUGGGCAUCUUUAUUCAAGAGAUACAGCCUGAUGGUGUUGCAGGAAGGGAUGGAAGGUUGCAAGAAAGUGACCAGAUUCUUGCCAUAGAUGGCAAACAGCUCGACAGCGGAAUGACUCAUCAGCAGGCUAUUGGAGUUUUGCAGCAAACUAGUGGUGAAGUUGAACUGAUUGUUGCUAGAGGUGGAAUUCCACGCUCAAGGAAUCUGUCACGCACUACUUCUGGAGCAAGUUCAGCAUUGUCACGGACACCUUCAGAUGUCAGUACUGUUUCACAUACAUCUGUGACAGUACCUGCUGGGGAUGGAGAGAACUUGCGACACAUUGAAACUGUUGAGCUCCACAAUGACGGGUCAGGUCUGGGGUUUGGUAUUGUGGGUGGAAGAAGUACAGGUGUUAUUGUGAAGACCAUACUUCCUAGAGGUGUUGCUGAUAGGGAUGGGAGAUUGCGCAGUGGUGAUCACAUUCUUCAAAUUGGAGAAGUAAAUGUUGGCGGUAUGGGAAGUGAACAGGUCGCCCAGGUUUUACGUAAAGUUGGACAGCAUGUGAAACUUGUUAUUGCUAGACUGGUAACUGAUGAAUCCAACAUUGAUGCGUCCUCCACAGUAGAGGAAGGCAAAGAUGUGGAAGCGUUUGAUGUUGAACUGGUAAAGGACAGUAGAGGCCUGGGAAUAACCAUUGCUGGAUAUGUCGAGCAGUCUUCAGCGGAAUUGUCAGGAAUUUUUGUAAAAAGUAUUGCAGAAGGAAGCACUGCUGCUGUCGAUGGAAGGUUAAGGAUUAACGACCAAAUCAUUGAGGUUGAUGAUGUUAGUCUGCAUGGUAAAAAUAACCAACAAGCUGUGGAAAUUCUGAAACAAACUGGACCAGUUGUUCGACUGAAGGUAGCUCGGCAUGUCAAGCACAGCCUCAGUAGACAACAGACUCCCGUUGAUGAGUAUCAUCCAACUACAUCACUAAGUGCCCAGUCUAGUGCAAGUCUGGCAGAGUCUUCAGUGAAGCGCCUGAAUUCAGCUGCUUCUGAAGGAAAGCAUCAUACUGAUCCAGAAAAUGUUAAAGAACAUUACAGCCAUUUGGUUGGAGACGGUGUGGAUGUUCUGGUUGCAGAUAUUUCCAAAUUCCACGAAGGAGGCGGCCUGGGGAUCAGUUUAGAAGGAACUCAGAAUCCACACGAUGGUUCCCUGCCGUGGCACAGAAUCCAUGCUGUUAGUCCUGAGGGACCGGUGGGUCAGAAUGGAAUUGUCAAACCCGGUGAUCAUCUGGUCGAGGUAAAUGGUGUCAGCGUUCUAGAGAUGAACCAUUCUGACGUUGUCACGCUCAUACAAGGAUUGCCCGUGGACUUUCGACUGGUUGUUGCCAGAAAACGAGAUUCUGCGGACGAGGAAGUCAUCGCAGCAGAGACUGAAAUGGAGGUGGAGAGUCAACCAAAUGAAACUGAAAGAGAAGAUAAUCCUUACGAAGAGAUUGCCAUAACAACUCCUAGUCCCAUGUUGUCAGCCUUGCCUGAUAGCCCCAGUCCCACUGGUCUCAAUGAGUCCGCUAUGUCUCAGCCCAUGUCCAUGUGGUCCGAUGAGAUCGAAUAUAUUGAGCUGGACAAGGAGGACAGAGGACUGGGAUUUAGUAUCCUGGAUUACAAGGACCCAGUCUCUCCUGAAAAAACAGUGAUUGUAAUUCGGAGUCUGGUACCCGGAGGUGUGGCAGAACAGGAUGGAAGAUUGAAGCCAGUUGAUCGACUGAUGUCUGUCAAUGACACCAAUCUGGAAAAUGCCUCCCUCAGCUAUGCUGUUGAGACACUGAAAGGGGCUCCACAAGGUAAAGUACGAAUUGGUGUCGCCAGGCCAAUCCCUGUUGAAGAUGAAGAGUAUGAAGAGACUCCACCAGAAACUGCAAGGUACAUGGGUGAACAGUUACUGGAAAGUAACACACAAAACGGAAGAGACAAUCAUGCUGCUUUAAUGGGCGACAUCGAAGUCGAAAAGGAGAGUGACAAUGACUUGAGUGACAGCGGAAGUGAACGUUCGUCCAAGUUUGACUUCGGUCCGCCAUUGUUGUUCUCAGGAGAUUCUAUCGAUAUGGACAGUUUGCCAGAGAAUAUCAAAUCUAGAAUGGAGACCAUAACCAUUCGAAGGCAGAUGGUUGGAAAAUUGGGUCUUACUUUGAAGGGAGACGAGGAUGGCUGUGGUUGUGUUGUCAAGUCAGUUUUGAGGGGAGGUGCUGUUGGACUGGACGGACGGAUUGGGGUCGGGGAUCAUCUUGUUGCUGUCAAUGAUGAAAGCAUGAUUGGACUCUCGGGACACAGAGCCAGGUCUGUUCUCAGGAAGCAAUCUUUGUUGAAGGACAUCGUGUUCACAUUCAUUCGCAGCGAGAUGACACCUGCACGGGCUAUUCAACAGUCCCCUUCGUCAUUCCUUGAAGACAGUUCUACGUCAUCGGUGCAUUCGUCCCAGUCUCUCGAGGCUGAAGCUGACCGAGAGCAGAAAAGGGACGGUGCCGAAGAGUACGACAUUCCAGACUCUUUAGAAAACCAGUCUGACCUGCUUCAACCGGUUAAACAACCAAUCUACAACGAACCUGGAGUCCAUGUGGUUGAACUCAACCGAGAACCUGACAGUGGACUGGGGAUAAGCAUCAUUGGUGGUAAAGCUGGCCCACAAGGCCAGGGCCUUAAAGGGAUCUUUAUCAGACACGUACUGGAGUCCAGUCCUGCUGCGCGUUUAGGAACGCUGGUGACUGGUGACCAGAUAUUGGAAGUUGAUGGGCACGAUCUACGUGACGCCUCGCAUGAUGAAGCUGUUGAGAUCAUCAAACGGGCUAAGAAUCCUGUGCGGUUUGUGGUCAAAACAGUGCCAACUUCCGGUUUAAUCCCCCCGCCCAAACCACCACGCAUGCCUGAACUCAGUGGUCUCAACAACGCGGAACCCAGUAAUGUGACCGUUACCAGUGCCAGGCCCUCAGCCGAGGCUGCCGAUCUAUCAUCAGACGAGUCGUUGAAGAAAGACAUCCCAAUUCCAACGAAGAAUCUAGCAGCUGAGGAACCAACUGCGAGCGUUGUUCAGGCUGAGGGAGUGAAGGCAGAAAUUGAAAGCAAACUUUUGAACCUGCCGACCAAGUUUAAUAUUGUCAGGAGCAACGAGGACAGGAAAAGGCAACUGAAAAUCAAGUACCCGGACGUUACUGGUGACUUUAUCUUUGUGGAUCUGGUUAAAGGGGGAACUGGAUUAGGUCUGAGUAUCGCGGGCGGAAAAGGUGCAGCGGCAAAUCGCAUUUUCGUCGUAGAUGUCAAACCAGGCGGGCCGGCGGAGAGAAAUGGACAAAUUAAACAAGCUGACGAGAUCCUUGAAGUGAAUGAAGUCUCCAUUCGGGGCUUGACUCAUUACGAGGCCUCUACGAUUCUGAAAAACACGCCACCUAAAGUCAACCUCGUAUUAGGCAGGUCCCAAGAAGCCGCUGAUUACCUCAGUCGAUCCAGGACACCGCCGGCUCAUGAAUCUCCCCGAGGCCAACAGUGGCCCGAACAGGAAGCAAAACAACUCAAUAUCCACUCCAUCGAGUCAUCUCCGACAACACCGAGGCGUGAGAUCGAAAGUCCACGACGAUCAGAGCCUAGUCCGCGCUCGAGUCCUCCGCCGGUUGCAGAGGGUAUUACCGUGUCACCAACCCUUUUACAAGAACUGUCUGGGGGUCAGAAAGUAGAACGCAUUGACUUUGUUAAGAGCCCAACUGGUCUUGGAUUUGCUGUUGUGGAAGGCCCAGGAUUUGGUGGAGGCCAAACAGGGAUUUAUGUCAAGGACAUUACUGACGGAGGACCUGCCCAAAAGGACGGGCGACUGAAAAAAGGAGACCAGUUGAUUGCAGUGGAUAAUCAACCAAUUGUGGGACUUUCUCAUGCUGAGGCCGUUGCCAUAUUGAAGAGAACCAAAGGAAAGGUGUCUCUUGUGGUUGCUAGGAAACAAACUCCACCCGGAGGUUCACCAGGAGCAGAAAAAUCAACUUCCGCCAAUUCAUCACCCAGGAGGGAGACCGGAAGUCCCCGUACACCAAGGAGAGGCCCUCCUGUUGCUACGAAACCAGCCAGGGAUUCAAUGUCAGACAGCAGCAAUCCAGGAAGUCCAAGAAAACAAUGGAGCCUUGAGAGAGUGCCAGCAGAAAUUGUACAGACCGGAAAUGGCCAGAGCGGUAGUCCUGCAGCAUCAAGAAGAGAGCCUGAGCAGUCCCAAGCAUUUGAGCCUGAAGUUCAGGUUGUUCAACAGUCUCCUAGACAAGCAGCAGUAGUUACACCAACGUUAAUCUCGUCUCCAAAUCCCCGCACUGCGCCGAUCAUUCCCGGUCAGGAAUGUGUGAUAGAGAUUCCCAAAGGCAACACAGGCCUGGGGCUGAGUAUCGUUGGAGGCGCGGAUACUCUGUUGGGUGCCAUAGUCAUUCAUGAAGUGUAUGAAGACGGAGCCGCAGCUAAAGAUGGCCGACUUUGGGCUGGAGAUCAGAUCUUAGAAGUCAAUUAUGUGGAUCUGCGAGAAGCCACUCACGAUAUGGCCAUCACAGCGUUGAGACAAACACCUGCUGUCGUUAGAUUGGCUGUUUUAAGGGACGAAUCACAGUUUAAAGAUGAAGAAGCCUUCGAGUACAUCACGCUCGACUUGAACAAAGUUCCCGGCCAGGGACUAGGUCUGAGUAUCGUGGGAAGAAGGAACGACACGGGAGUAUUUGUUUCAGACGUGGUGAAAGGUGGUAUCGCAGAGGCAGACGGUCGUCUUCAAGCUGGUGACCAGAUCCUCUCGGUCAACGGUGAGGAUCUUAAGAACGCCACUCAGGAUGUAGCAGCGGCUGCGCUCAAGCGCACUUCUGGCCGUGUUAUUCUUGAGGUGGCUCGUCUGAAGCACGGCACCAGUUCUAGGCCGUCCUCCAUGAGCAGUUUACCAAACAUGCAGCCUGGGACCGAAUCCCUGAGCAGCAUGGAAAAUAUUGCGGUUCAAAUCCCACUCGAUUUUGAACAGCAAGAAGUUGGCCCCUCAUCAGGUUCCGGUCUCCCUCCGGUCGGUCUGCCUCCGAGUUCUUCAAUGGUGCAGGAGGCUAUUGAACUAGUUCACUCUGACGAGGAAGGAGAAGAAAUGCCACUAGAAGCGAAGAUUAUUGAAUUAGAACGCGGUCCCGAAGGCCUGGGUUUCAGUAUCGUGGGUGGUCAUGGGAGUCCACACGGUGACCUGCCAAUCUACGUCAAAACCGUCUUCCCGACUGGCGCUGCGGCCCGAGAUGGGCGACUCAAACGCGGUGAUCAGAUUAUUGCUGUGAAUGGAGAGAGUCUUGUUGGAGUCGCCCAUGAAUCUGCCGUAGCCAUGCUAAAAAGGACCAAAGGACGAAUUAUUCUCACAGUACUUUCGUAAGCACUAAGACUAGAGUUACAAAGUGACCUUCGUGUUUCUAAGUGAAACUUAAAAGAGCUACGUCGCCAAAAAAGAAAAAAAAAUAGUUCGCAUUCUCAAAGGACAUAAAAUAAUAACUCGUUCAGAGAGAGAGAGAGAAAAUAUUACCUUGGUAAGAUAGAAAAACAUACAAGAGGCAAUUAUAACCAAGGAGGAAAAAGGAUGGCAAACGGUUAGGAAGGUUGGAAAGGAUUGCAAAUGAUAAACAUGAAGAAUUCAGGAAAAAUUUUUGCAAGACACUCAGUGGCCUGACGUAGCUCUUUUAAUGACGUGCCCAUGCUUUGUUUCGAUGUGGUCAGUAACACCUCAGUUACUACCUUUAAUUAAAGCGAAAACUUUGUUGGCUUUUUCUCAACAACUGUACAGUCUUCGUUUUGUUACCUAAGGAUGAAUUGUAAGAUUUUUUUUCAAGCUGAAAAUUCAAUUUUCGCAGAUUUAAUAAUCAUAUUGUUUAACUGUUUAUCAAGAUUUUUUUUGCAUAUAAUUAUUUUCUACAUCAUUAACAUAUGAAGACGCACGCCCAAUGACUACGUGUUUCGUAAACAAUUAUUUACUGGGACGGGUUUCUUUUCCUUCGAAAUACAACUUUUCUAGGGAUUACAUUUUGACGUUUUUUCAUUGCAAAAUGCAACACAUAUUGCUUUAACAUUUUAUUAAAUAAACUUGGAGGGGGGGGGAGAGUAUGGAAGAAAGAAAUUUGGGGUGUAUCAACUGAGUUCAUAGUGUAAAUUGGCCGCCGAACUAAGUUGUUACAACUAAAUGUUCCUUUAAUAAUUGCUUUUGUAAAAUGAUUCUAAGAACUGCAAAAUUAACGUGUGACGAAGAAAAGAGGCUUGGAGAGGCUUAUUUCUAGUUUUUCCAUUAAAGAGAAUGUAUUGGAGUUCUAAACUGAAUUUCAGUUUUUGUCUUACUUUCUCCUUUGCAAUGUCUUGACGGGUUACGCAAAUGCCACUUUGUUACAAAGAAACUAGAGCCAUUUCCGAGUUCCAACCCCCCCCCCCCCCAACCACACCUUAAAACAAGGACUUUUCAUUCAAAGCUUUGCAUUAUACACCGAUAUAAAGCAGAGGGAUUGGGAUUCUACUCAGAGGCCUCUCAAACGAGAGACUGGGUCCGAGAAGACAGAACACGCAGGAAAAUAAUUCGCAAAAAUGUUUAUUGACGCCUUGACUUAAGCUAAGACAUCUCUUUGAAAGCGUAACGUGACGAUAUCUUCAAACUGAUAUGAAUAGGAUUUAACUCGAAAAAAUAUAGUUUUUUUAAAUUUAAACUUAUAGCAUAAUCUCUAAUUUAUCAGAUACACAACUUGUAAGAGUCUUUUUCAUCGGACUCUUACAACUAUCCGUUACAGUUUGAUCUGUUUCUUCUUAACGGCAGCCUUUCAUUUCUCCAUGAUUUUGCUGAUUUUUUAAAAGCUGUAUUUCGUGUUUCAUGCAGUGAUAGGGAAUAAUUUAACAAAACCUGAUAAUUUCCGCCAAAUUAACCCUUUCACUCCCAAUUAUCCCCUCUAGCUGCUCCAUAUUUCUUUAUAAAUGAGUCAUGGGAAUUUCGUGUUAGAUCAUGAUAACAAAUUCUACCUGAAAAGUUUGAGUAUUCUUAGUAGCUGUUUGAUGAAAAAUAUAUGGAUAUUUUUGGGAGAAGUUAAAUGUUUAUCACUUCUGGAAGUUGGAAAGAUAAAGAGACGAGGUUGAGGAGUGUUACUAAGGGUAACUUCAGCAAUGACGAACUGGUCACAGAAUUUUCUUAGAAAAUCAGAUUUCAGUGCAUGUCGAUCGAGAGACAUGAAAUGAACACCAUGGUAAUUACAGGGUCAAAUCAGAAAAA